AUGAUUUUAAUAAAUGACAAAAGACUUGAAAAGUUCACAGUAAUUGUGUUGACAUUAUCCGUGGUUGGACGUAUUUACGGACAAAAAGAAAAGCUCUAUAUCGGAGCGUUGAUACCAAAGUUAUAUUCAUUCGAUGAGAAAUGUCACCACACGGCAAUUAAACUGGCUACUAACUUUAUCAACAACGAUUCAAAUAUUUUAAAUGAUUAUACGUUGGAAAUUAUAGCCAAUCAAACAGCAGGGGGUUUGGUUUCUGGAUUUUCUUUCAUUUCUUUUUUCGACAUGAUCAAACGAAAUAUAACUUAUCAAGUUUUUCUUGGUCCUGACACCACCACAGAAACGCGCGGGAUUGGGUUCUUAACAGCUAAAUAUAAACUUCCACAAAUUUCGUAUUCCGGCUUAGCGCAAGUAUUUGAUGUAUCUGAGGGCAAUGAUGAUUUCGAAUAUUUUGUGAAAAUUGUCCCUUCGCCGAUAUCGUAUCAAAUGACGAACUUGAAGUUGUUACAGCAUUUUGGUUGGAACCGGGUAGCCAUUGCGUACGAAGUUGGACAUGUUGAUUAUUUUAGGGAAGCAAGAAGUUUGUCCAAUUACUUUAAAGCGAACCAAAUUGAAGUGGUGGCCAUGUACGGGGUCAGUCGGGAUGUACUGGAUCCCAUAGAAGAACUGCAAGCAAUGGAGGAUGCAGACGUGAAGAUUGUAUUUGGCGUUUUUGCACGUUUCUCAGCAAGAAAUUUCUUUUGCGAGAUGUACAAACAAAAGGUGCAUAGAAAAUAUCAACUGAUCCUUACACGCCAAUUACCAGACUCUUGGAUUGAUAAUGUAAAGUCCCCUGACUCGAACAACUGCACAAGUGAGGAGUAUUUAACAUCGGCUGACGGUUUUUUCACAUUUUCACGAUCAUCAAUUCGAAGGGACAACAAGCUGACCGUUGCUAAUAGGACUGCAUCUGAAAUUUGGGAAAUGAUAAAAGAAGAAAAAAGAAUAUUAUGGAAGCAACCGCACAGUGAACCAACCGACCCACCCACGCCACCACCGCACCACUUUAACAUCGCAUCAUUAUUUGCGUUUGACGCUAUAUACAUGUUUGCGACGGCGUUAGAUCGCAUCGUCAGAGAACAUGGUCGCGAAGGUUUACUUGAUGGGACACGUGAUUCUGUGAAGGCAAAAAGACUGGAAGAGGAGAUGUUGAAAUCGAAUUUUCAGGGAGCAACCGGUCAUGUAGCAUUCAACCGAAACUUGGAUGACGAGAGACUCGGCGGCGUGGUCAUACAACAGUAUCGCAAAACACUUAUCGUGAAAGAAAACAAUAAAACAAGUUAUAUCGCAAGACGAGUCAACAUAGGGCAAUACGAAAUUGCAGUUAAUAGAUUGACAUUUCUUCAAAACGAAACGGAAUUGUUCAAAGGUAAAGUGAUUUCUUACAUUUUAUAACAUUGUUCAUCUCGUGCGCAGGGUUUUUUGUGUCGAUUAAAAAAGGCAAACUAACAGUCAUUCUCCAACCUCGUUCCCAGGUCAUUUUGUUUUUUGAUUAAUGGGAAAGGGGCGAAAAAGUUGUUGACUGCUCCGUAAUAACGAAUCAGGGGACAGGAGACCCCUGGGGACGAGGGAGAUAGCACCAGUCACUUACGUGAAAUAAUAGUUGUCACAGUUUUAUGCUCUCUUAUUCCACUUAUUUGAAAUACUUUCGUCUUUGCACUUUCUAGUCAAAGUUCGUAUUUUUAUAUAUUAUUUUCAUUCUAAAAAAUACCAGAAUCUUUAAUAAUUUACUUGAUCGACAACAAGAAGGGGGUUGAUUAACGACUGAUCACUAUGUUAAAGUCGUGCGGAAGAGAACGGGUAGGCAUACAAGUAAAUUUUGAAUUAUUUUAUCCAAUAUAAUUUAUAUACAAAUAUUUUAGAUGGCAAAAUACCACGGGAUCGAACAUUAGUAAAAAGAAUUCCACAAAACUUCAGCGUUGCUGUUGUGGCAACAGCCUGGGUAUUGACAUGUCUUGGUCUCAUUAUUGCAUUCUGUUUCUUGUUUCUCAACGUUCGAUAUCGCAAUGUGAGGUAAGCUGGUUGCUGUUGUUUUUGUUAAAGUUGUUGUUGUUGUUGUUUUUGA
Molecule: messenger RNA, 2101 nt
Organism: Hydractinia symbiolongicarpus
Lineage: Eukaryota; Metazoa; Cnidaria; Hydrozoa; Anthoathecata; Hydractiniidae
Product: gamma-aminobutyric acid type B receptor subunit 1-like
Exons: 10
Coding region: 1-1431 (476 amino acids)
Biological process (GO): G protein-coupled receptor signaling pathway
Cellular component (GO): G protein-coupled receptor heterodimeric complex; membrane
Molecular function (GO): G protein-coupled GABA receptor activity
Source: RefSeq, a predicted model, not a curated record